Bombina bombina (fire-bellied toad) is the source of this 957-nucleotide messenger RNA. It is a transcript of the gene FOXB2, whose product is annotated as forkhead box B2. Gene Ontology annotation, molecular function: DNA-binding transcription factor activity, RNA polymerase II-specific; RNA polymerase II cis-regulatory region sequence-specific DNA binding. The record is from RefSeq and is a predicted model, not a curated record. Gene Ontology annotation, biological process: cell differentiation; anatomical structure morphogenesis; regulation of transcription by RNA polymerase II. Bases 1 to 957 code for a protein of 318 amino acids. NCBI's taxonomy places the organism in Eukaryota, Metazoa, Chordata, Amphibia, Anura, Bombinatoridae. The transcript has a single exon.
AUGCCUCGACCAGGAAAGAAUUCAUACAGUGACCAAAAACCGCCAUACUCUUAUAUUUCAUUGACUGCCAUGGCAAUACAAAGCUCAGCAGAAAAGAUGCUGCCACUAAGUGAUAUUUACAAGUUCAUCAUGGACAGAUUCCCCUACUACAGAGAAAAUACACAAAGGUGGCAAAACUCUCUCAGACAUAACCUCUCUUUCAAUGACUGUUUUAUCAAGAUCCCAAGAAGACCAGACCAGCCAGGAAAGGGUAGUUUUUGGGCUCUUCAUCCAGAUUGUGGAGAUAUGUUUGAAAAUGGAAGUUUCUUAAGGAGAAGGAAAAGGUUCAAAAUCCACAGGGCAGAACAACUUGCUUCCAAAAACCAUCAGAUGAUACAUUACUUUCAUCACCAACACAACCAACCCAAACUAGGUUUCACUAAUGCUGAAGGUAACACAGUAUCUGGUAUUGGGAGAUUGCCUCAGUUUCAACCAUAUAAUAUAAAUGGAAGUCAGUCCACUGGAUUUAAACAUCCUUUUGCAAUAGAGAACAUUAUUGGCAGAGACUACAAGGGAGUAAUGGCUGGUGGACUUCCUUUGGCAUCAAUGAUGCAUCACCUUGGAUAUCCAGUACCCAGCCAAAUAAGCAACAUGGUAAGUUCCAUGUGGCCACAUGUUGGAGUGAUGGACUCAAUGGCAAGUAUGACAAUGCCACAAGAAUAUGGACAUUUUGGAGUUCCCAUGAAAAGUAUUUGUCAUGCUCCUAAUCAGACUAUUCCAGCAGUCCCUGUACCUAUAAAACCAACAGCUUCUCUUCCCCCUGUAUCUGCAUUAACAAGCCUGACUGUAAACCCCUCUAACUUGUGUUCCUCUCCAGUGUCGCAAGCAGCAGUGACAGUUUCACUUUUAGAGCAGCCUCCUUCCUCACAAUCAGAAAACAAGGGAAGCAUUUUGCACUCUGUCCUGGUGCAUUCUUAA